Molecule: messenger RNA, 2812 nt
Organism: Leptopilina heterotoma
Lineage: Eukaryota; Metazoa; Arthropoda; Insecta; Hymenoptera; Figitidae
Product: glucose dehydrogenase [FAD, quinone]
Exons: 6
Coding region: 397-2307 (636 amino acids)
Molecular function (GO): oxidoreductase activity, acting on CH-OH group of donors; flavin adenine dinucleotide binding
Source: RefSeq, a predicted model, not a curated record
AGAUUUGGAGAGAGGUGGUAGUGAUAUACGGCUUAUACGUUCAACUUAAUGUUCUCAAGUCUCAGUCUUUCGCUUUCUCCAGUUCCAGGAGCUACAUAAUCGUUUUAUAGUGUCGUCACGUGACUAUAUUUUCAAAUUUGGAACCUUUCGUCGGUUUCAACAAAGUCACGAACGACAUUAUUAUGGAGGACUUUUAAAACAAAACAUUUAAAUAGACAUAUACAAAAACAACAAAAAUGCAGAAACAUUUGCCUGACAAUUAACAUAACUAUCUCCAUUAUGAGACAUAAAGAGAGAAAUUCAAAGAAACAAUUCCAAAGGACAAUUAAAUGAAAGAAGAAAAAAAGAAGAAAAAAAAGAAGAAAAGUGUUUGUAAAUUAAAUGUGACUCGAUAAUAUGGCAAUUUUAGGCGCGUCAUUAGGUGCAUUAAAAGCGGCAGCCUUAAUAUUUGGAGUGGCAAAACCAAUAUUUAUUUCAAUUCUAAUUGCAAUUAUCACCUAUUAUAAUUAUGACAUGGUGGACCCUGAGAAACAUCCAAAAGUGACGAGGAAUUUGAGAAAGGAAUAUGAUUUUAUUGUCGUUGGCGCCGGUUCAGCGGGGAAUAUUGUUGCAAAUCGACUCACCGAGAAUCAAAAUUGGAAUGUACUUUUACUAGAGGCCGGUGGUCAUGAAACGGAAAUCACCGAUGUUCCAAUAUUAUCACUCUAUUUACAUAAAAGUAAAUUGGAUUGGAAAUAUCGAACUCAACCGCAAGCCUCCGCUUGUCAGGCGAUGGUUGAUAAAAGGUGCUGUUGGACUCGAGGAAAAGUAAUUGGCGGUUCAAGUGUAUUGAACACGAUGCUGUACAUACGAGGCAAUCGUCGUGAUUUCGAUCAAUGGGAAAGUUUCGGAAAUCCUGGCUGGGGAUAUGAAGAUGCACUUUAUUAUUUCAAAAAAUCGGAGGAUCAAAGAAAUCCGUAUUUGGCACGAAAUAAACGUUAUCAUGGAACUGGAGGUUACCUCACAGUACAAGAUGCUCCGUAUAACACACCGUUAGGCGCAGCGUUUCUGCAGGCAGGCGAAGAAAUGGGUUACAAUAUUGUCGACGUGAAUGGAGAGCAACAGACCGGAUUCGCCCUCUACCAAUACACCAUGAGACGUGCAACACGUUGUAGUUCGGCGAAAGCGUUCAUUCGACCCAUUCGACUGAGGCCCAACUUCCACCUUGCACUCUGGACACAUGUGACCAGAGUUCUCAUCGACCCAACAACCAAACGUGCUUAUGGCGUUGAAUUCAUAAGAGACGGCACAAAGCAGGUAGUCUAUGCGAAGAAAGAGGUCAUCCUAUCGGCCGGAGCCAUCAAUUCGCCACAACUUUUAAUGUUGUCUGGAAUUGGUCCAAGGGAUCAUCUUUUGCAAAAGGGCAUUCAUGUUGUAAAGGAUUCACCAGGAGUUGGCCAAAACGUGCAGGACCACAUCGCAGUAGGUGGCCUCGCAUUCCUGAUAGACUAUCCAAUUAGCAUAGUAAUGAAUCGCCUGGUGAAUGUGAAUUCAGCUCUUCGUUACGCCAUAACGGAAGAUGGACCCCUAACAUCCAGCGUCGGUCUGGAGGCUGUCGCUUUCAUAUCAACAAAAUACGCGAAUCAAAGUGACGAUUGGCCAGACAUUGAAUUCAUGUUGACGUCGUCGUCGACGAAUUCCGACGGUGGCACCCACGUGAAAAAUGCUCACGGUCUCACUGACGAAUUCUACAACGAAGUAUUCAGCGAAAUCAACAACCACGACGUAUUCGGAGUAUUUCCCAUGAUGCUGCGACCAAAGUCAAGAGGGGUCAUUAAAUUACGAUCGAAAAACCCCCUCGACUAUCCUCUCAUGUAUCACAACUACCUGACCCAUCCUGACGACGUGAAUGUCCUCCGCGAAGGCGUCAAGGCUGCAAUAGCUUUGGGCGAGACGGCAACAAUGAAACAGUUUGGUGCAAGAUUCCACAAGAAGCCUCUGCCGAAUUGUAAGCAUCUACCUCUCUACACUGACGACUACUGGAAUUGUGUUAUUCGACAGUAUACGAUGACAAUUUAUCAUAUGAGUGGUUCUGCAAAAAUGGGACCAGCUUUCGAUCCAAUGGCGGUUGUGGAUCCAGAACUUCGAGUCUAUGGAACACAAGGUUUGAGAGUGAUUGAUGCAUCCAUAAUGCCAACUAUCACCAGUGGGAAUAUUAACGCUCCAGUGAUGAUGAUCGCCGAGAAAGGGUCGGACUUAAUAAAAGAAUAUUGGAUGUCAAGAUCAAAGAGAAGUAGUCUAACUAAUUUUACUGCAAGUGCCGGAUGAGCGAACAUGUUACUUUUUACUUAAAGAAUUUUUUGGGUGCAUUUCAAUCUUUGCGACAAUGUGCCAUUAGCUUGUGACCAUAAGUUACCACAGAUAAGCUCUUUAAUAAUUUACAUUCUGUUUUCCUAUUUUAUCUAUAAAUUCGAAAGUUUUUCCUGACCAUCAUCCAUCAUAGAUAAAAAUCAACUCUAAUCAAAAUAUACUUGUAAAUCAAGGGGACAAUUUCUAUGUAAAUAUUUCGUUGUAGUUUGUCUUUCCUUGACUUUAUUUAUUUUCACUUUUCCGUAGAAAUAAUAUUUUCCUUUUUCAUUCAUGACAAACGUAUAAAAUGUAUAUUGAACCGUCUCUAAGUUGACAGAAAAAACAAAGACAAGUGGACCAAGAAGGAUAACAAAUCUUUAAUUUUAUUCUACGGAAUGUGAUCAAUUAUUUAAGUUUUUGAUAACACUUUUUUUAUUAUUGUACUAAAGAAAAAUAAUAAAAAAAAGUAUUAUUAUUAUUAUUA